AUGAUUAUUUUUCGUUACCCACCACAAAGUGCUCAAAAUCUCACUCGAAUUAACCUCAUAAUAGGAUGUGCAGCUGCUGUUAUCUCUUCGGCAUGUCAAUCACUUGGCCUUAUUCUUCAAAGGAAAGCGCAUAUAUUAUCAACUAAGGAAAAGCUACUGAGCGGACAGGCUCAAUCUCCUUACAAGAGAUCGAUGUGGCAUAUCGGAUUUUUCUUGUUUAUUUUUGCUAAUGUCUUCGGAUCUGCAAUACAGAUAGUGAAUCUUCCUUUGAUAGCUCUUUCACCAUUGCAGUCUCUUGGAUUAGUCUUCAAUUCAAUAUUAAGCUCGGUAAUGCUACAUGAACCAUUUACAGCAUCAUCUACGUUGGGAACUACUUUUGUAGCCAUUGGAGCUUUCAUAAUUGCUUUCUUUGGAGGAAAAUUGUCACAAUCAACUACGAGCUUGGAAAUAUUUCUACAGCUUAUUAAAGAACGGAUGUUCAUAGUGUGGUCCCUGUUGUCUCUCUCUAUUGUAUCUGUUCUCUUAAUACUUGCUUUGCUUAUUUCUAGAAAAUCAAAAGUGGCAAACUCCUAUGUGGAUACAUAUCUACACACAUUUAUCGAAUUACCUUGGGUAGUUAAUAACAAUAGAAAAUUGGAGGGUGUGCUGUAUGGAUGUUCGUCUGGUAUACUUUCAGCAGACUCUUUAUUGUUGGCAAAGACAAGCAUGGAUAUCAUUAUGUCAGCUUUCACAGGACAUACAUUCUCGAGUUUGAACAAUUUUAUAGUCUAUUUUGUUGUUGCCGUGUUCAUUAGUCUUUGUCUAGCACAACUAUAUUUGUUGAAUGAAGGCCUCAAAUAUCUUUCAACUGCCGUUCUGUACCCACUGGUUUUCUGCGUCUACAAUUUUUUUAGCAUAGGAAAUGGACUCGUUUUCUAUCAACAGUGGAAAUUAAUAACAUAUGCUUCAGCGAUAUUGCUUAUUUUAGGAUCUGCAAUGAUUGUUUAUGGGGUUUUCCUUCUCAGUGGUGAGAAGCAAGCCAAUUUGGGUGAUGAGGUCCAUAUUCGGACUUCUAAGGGCACUAAUACACAUACGCCGAGAAGAGAAGGCAGUGCAUUUACUGUGAACAGUAAUUUAACGUCCAGUACAACAAGGCCACAUGAGCCAUUGACAUAUGAUUCAACUAGAUCAUUACAUUCAUAUUCAGGUGAUGACUUAAUUGUGGAUCCCAUUGAAACAUCUACUCUAUGUGAUGCGGGAGACAAUGAAGUAAGGACACAAUCGCAGGCAUCCUCUAGUAAUAUCUCAACUAGUCUUCCUGCGGCUUCGAUGCCCCAUUCGUUUUCUAAUGCAAGUGAGUUUCUAUCACCUAUAAUUAAGUCCACUACGGAGAACCUGAAUUCGGCAGGGCGAAAAGUUUCCGGGUUUUUACGUAAAUCCAUCAGUAACUUGCAUGGAAAAAGCACUUCUAUAGGAAGCACCACGCAGAGUGACGGUUUCAGCAAAAGGAUAGAAAGUUUAUUACCAAGUAGGGAGAAUAAUGAAAGAGAUAAAUUCGAAGUACCUGAAUAUAUAUCGUUUGGAUCGAUGAAGGACGGUUCUUCCUUUAUAAAGAAUUAUGAUUCGACAAAUAAUUCCCAGGAGAGUGAUAAUGGCAUUUCUAAUGAAUCUGGUAAGAAAGAUUGGUCCAGAAGUUUGGCAACCAAAACGUCAACUUCGCAUAAAUUUGAAAGAAAUGGAAGCAAAAUUAGAUCUCCUAAUGCACAUGUACUGUUUGAUACAUUCAGACCCUCUAACAUUGGUAUACCUCUGAGAAAACGAAAUCUCCGUAUCACUACCGACAUCCCUCGCGUUAGCAACCUUGGACAAAUAGGAUCCGUUAGUCCAGUACAGAAUAAUGAAUUGGAUUCUGAUUACAAUUCAAACAACACGUUUAAUUACUCCCUGAACAAUACUAUUGAAGAAAUACAGAGUCAGAUGCACGAAAUUGAUAACAAAGCAAGAAUUUGCAGUGGUAUGGAAGAUCAAGAUGACCUUAAAAAUUACCAACAUGCAAGUUCUCAGGUAUCGCAGAAUCGGGUUGAAUUAAAAAGAAAGGAAGGAAGAACGAGUGUUUCUUUUGUCCACGAUCAAAUCCCGAGACACGAUAGUUUGUAUGUCCCAAAACGGGGAGGUAAAACAAGAAACUUUACUACUAGUAUUAUUCCAUCUGUUAAAGUUCAUAGGAGAAACUUGUCUUUCGAACAAUCAGAGCUUCUUGAAGAAUUGAAUGGAAGGAAAUAA
Messenger RNA from Brettanomyces bruxellensis, 2262 nucleotides. RefSeq lists its product as uncharacterized. The record is from RefSeq and is a predicted model, not a curated record. Gene Ontology annotation, biological process: magnesium ion transport. Gene Ontology annotation, molecular function: magnesium ion transmembrane transporter activity. Bases 1 to 2262 code for a protein of 753 amino acids. Gene Ontology annotation, cellular component: membrane. Lineage: Eukaryota; Fungi; Ascomycota; Pichiomycetes; Pichiales; Pichiaceae. The transcript has a single exon.